This is a messenger RNA of Macrobrachium nipponense, 159 nucleotides long. The record is from the annotation of a RefSeq genome assembly. Lineage: Eukaryota; Metazoa; Arthropoda; Malacostraca; Decapoda; Palaemonidae.
AUGCCUCAAAUAGCCCCCCUGUUAUGACUUAAUCUUUAUGUAUUUUUUACAGUAGUACUCACUCUCAUUAUCAUUUCAAGAUAUUUCAUUAAAACCCCAAUUAAAGUAGACUCUAACUUAACAAUCACCAAAACAAACCAAGCUAACUGAAAAUGAUAA